UUCAUUGCUUACGACUACGAGUGAUGUGCCGGGACCACCUCUCGCGAUAGUUGCAGCAGCUGAGAUCCUAGGAGCAGAGCAGGCGACUUGUUAUGUCAACAAAACAGACAAAUUGUCACCACACAGGUGUAUGAGGAUGUACUGGUGUGGAAUGGCCUGACGGGGAAACUUCACCUGGACCUAGACCUUCUCCUCCGUCCCAGUCAUCCACUGUCUCUAUGACAACCCCACCGCUAGUGUCCGCUUUUGGUGGGCAGCCACCAAUACAGCAGCAGCAGCAGCAGCAGCAGCAGCAGCAGCAGCAGCAGCAAGGCCAGGCAGCGCGUGAUGUCAACACGGCGUCACUGUGCCGCAUCGGCCAGGAGACGGUCCAAGACAUUGUCGUCAGGACAUUGGAGAUCUUCCAACUCCUCAGGAACAUGCAGCUGCCUAAUGGAGUCACUUACCACCCUAAUACCCAGCAGGACCGGCUGGGAAAACUCCAGGAGCACCUACGUAUGCUCUCUGUGCUGUUCCGCAAGCUUCGCUUAGUCUAUGACAAGUGCAAUGAAAACUGUGCUGGACUGGACCCCAUACCCCCAGAGCAACUUAUACCGUUCUUGGAGGAUGAGAGCUCCAAACACGAGGACUGCACAGCUGGCCAGAGCCGCUCCACCACUGAGGAGAGAAGAGAAAUCCUUGAGGUCAACAAGAAGCUGAAGCAGAAGAAUCAGCAGUUGAAGCAGAUCAUGGACCAACUCCGUAACCUCAUCUGGGAGAUCAACUCCAUGCUGGCUGUCAGAAGCUGAGCACACACACACACACACACACACACACACACACGCACGCACGCACGCACACUCACAAACACACACACACACUCACACACACACACACACACGAUGAAUGGACAGAAAGACACUGUUGUUAACUGGACGUGUAACAGGGUAGAACAGAGUGGCUGAGGCUGCACUUUACAGAAGAAAUAUCAGUCUGUUUUCUGAGGUAAAAAGAUAGAAAACCAUACCUGGAAAAAAGAAGAUAAAUGAAUAGAGAAGGACACUGAACAUUUGACAGUGUCAGUGUGGGCGAUGGCAGAACAUCUUCUCUCUACUCUGGAUUAAUCCUGUUUUCUAUAAAAACGAUUUAUCUGCUUGUAGGUACUAGCUCAAUAGAGAAGUAUUGCUAUCUUAUUUAAUCCUUAUUUCCUGUACAUGUGUAACAUUUCAUAGUAUUUGAAAUAUCUGAAGUUCUAAAUUACUAAGAGAGAGUAAGUUUUCCUCCUCGAGUUGUAUUCUUGUUAUAUUGAUGAAAUGUUGAGUCAUGUUUCUCACGUGUCAUUAUAAAGCCUCGUUGAGGAAUGUGUUGAACUAUAAAAUAUGCUGUGAUGGUCUUUUUCAAAAUCAAACAUUGUUUGGUGCUUUCUUUUUCAUCCAGUGUCUGGAUCGUGUUGUUC
This is a messenger RNA of Solea solea (common sole), 1435 nucleotides long. It is a transcript of the gene med30, whose product is annotated as mediator complex subunit 30. The transcript is spliced from 5 exons. The record is from RefSeq and is a predicted model, not a curated record. Gene Ontology annotation, cellular component: mediator complex. The coding region runs from base 219 to 788 and encodes 189 amino acids. Gene Ontology annotation, molecular function: transcription coregulator activity. Gene Ontology annotation, biological process: positive regulation of DNA-templated transcription. NCBI's taxonomy places the organism in Eukaryota, Metazoa, Chordata, Actinopteri, Pleuronectiformes, Soleidae.